Molecule: messenger RNA, 1101 nt
Organism: Miscanthus lutarioriparius
Lineage: Eukaryota; Viridiplantae; Streptophyta; Magnoliopsida; Poales; Poaceae
Source: the annotation of a GenBank genome assembly
AUGCCUAGCUUAGGGGGCCAGGGUGAGGAAGAGCAUGGGGAGAAGGGCAAUGAGGACAACUCAGGGGAGAGCGAGGUGAUCAACCCGCCAGAAGAGGCUGGCGGGGAGGCCACCUCGCCUAUGGAAGGUAGGAAGCCUCGCCUUUACAAGGGGAAUCAAAGCCAUGGACCUAAGGCUAUCAAAUCUAAGAGCCCAAGGAGUGGAGAUGAAGGUCAGACAAGGAGAAAAGCUCCCAAUUUUUCUCUUCCUAAGGCACCCAUUGUCCAGGUGUCCCAUGGUGACGUUAGUGUUGCCAGUAAUAAAGCUGGCAAUAAUGAAUCUCGCUCAUCUCCCAUGGAUGCAACAUUGCUGGAUGACUCCAAGGAGAAAAGGAAAACUCAAAAGCCAUCAGCACAGCUCUCUUCCAUCAAAAGAGAUGAAGAACAGUCAAAUGGUGAGAGGGCAAAACCUCGAAAAGUUGGCAGCACUCCAUCAUACGGUUUCACCUUCAAGUGCGAUGAGAGAUCUGAAAAAAGAAGAGAGUUCUAUUCGAAGCUUGAGGAGAAGAUUCAUGCAAGAGAGUUAGAAAUAAGCAAUUUGCAAGCGAAAUCAAAGGAAACUGAAGAAGCAGAACUCAAAAUGCUGAGAAAGAGUUUGAAUUUCAAGGCAACACCAAUGCCAAGCUUGUAUAAGGAACCAACUCCUGCCAAGGUUGAAUUGAAAAAGAUCCCCCCAACUAAAGCUAAAUCACCAAAGCUUGGUCGUUCUAAAAACAAGUCCACACCAGAGACUGAAGAAGAUGCUACUACGGACCAACCUGCCCGCCUGAGCUUCGAGGAAAAGGUUUCUCAAAAUGGUGUGAAAAAAUCAACCCCGUUGAAUUCAGCAAAGAAGCCCCAGAGGGAGUCACUCCCCAGUCUGCCAUCUGAAGAAACUGGUCCGCUUGAUGCCACCUCAAGGCAGCGAAAGAACACCAAACUCAAUGCAGUUAAUGCUCAGGAGACAGGAUCAGCUACAGGACAGGUACAAGGAAGUGAGACGAAAACAGAUUCUGUUCAGGGGCCAAUUGAAGCUGGAGCUAAUCCUAAUGAACAAGACGUCAGCGAACAGAGUGCUGUUUAG